Eimeria mitis is the source of this 4689-nucleotide messenger RNA. Its product is annotated as oxysterol-binding protein, putative. Gene Ontology annotation, molecular function: sterol binding. Lineage: Eukaryota; Apicomplexa; Conoidasida; Eucoccidiorida; Eimeriidae. Gene Ontology annotation, cellular component: intracellular membrane-bounded organelle; cytosol; membrane. The record is from RefSeq and is a predicted model, not a curated record.
AUGUUGCUUCUACGACGGUGGGCGCAGCAGCGGCUGCUGCAACCUGCUGUUGAGCCCUUAUAUACGACUUGCUGCAGCAGCAAAACGCGGCUCAGAAAGACGAUGGGGUCUCCUGAGAAGCACCUGCAGGAGCAACGGGAGCCACGCGAGCCGCCGCCACCACAGCCGCAGCAACAACAGCAGCAGCUGCAGCACUUUGCCACACCUACAGCGCAGCAUGCUGCGUCUACGACGGUGGGUCCGCAGCACCUACAGCAGCAGCAGCAGGAGCAGGUGCAGCAUGAGCAGCAGGAGGAGGUGACCCUGCGCUGCAGUGUAAUCCUGGGGGAAGGGCUGACGGGCUACAGCAGCAACAACAGCAGCAGCACCACCAACAGCAGGAGCAAUCUCGCCAUACGGAGCAGCAAAAGCAGCAACAUGAAGGAAGACUGCAGCAGCAGCAUGCUGAUGAUGUUGUACAGCAGCAGCAAGCUGCAGCAACUGCAACAGGGAAGGGCUGACGGGCUACAGCAGCAACAACAGCAGCAGCACCACCAACAGCAGGAGCAAUCUCGCCUUACGGAGCAGCAAAAGCAACAGCAUGAAGGAAGGCUGCAGCAGCAGCAUGCUGAUGAUGUUGUACAGCAGCAGCAAGCUGCAGCAACUGCAACGGCUUCAGAAACCAUGCCUGUAGCAGCUCCACCGCUUGCAGCAGCAAAAGACGAUACAGCAGCAGCAACAGCAGCGGGGGCAGCAGAUGCAGCAACAGCAGGUGCAGCAACAGCAGGCGCGUCCCGCUUACCAGAAGCAACUGGGAUCCCAGCGAACUCCUACUCACCAUCCUCACCAGCAGCAGCAGCAUCAGAAGUAGCAGCAGCAGCAGCAGCAGCAGGCCCAGAUGGCUCUGGCAUAUGCGCAGCAGGGGGCCGGCUACCAGAAGCAGCAGAGGCAGCAGCACGAACAGUACGUGCUGACUCUGCUGCUGCAGCGCCAAAGAGCUUCUCGCCUCCACAAAAAUCGUUGAAUUCUGCCUUCGUCCGCACCCCAACUGAAAGGCGUCGCCAGCAGCAGCAGCAGCAGCAGCGGCAUGCAGGGCCGCAGCGGGCAAACCUCUCCCUCGUUGCCCCUGUACCCAGCAGCAGCAAAGCAGCAGCAGCAAACUCGCUGCUGCUACAGGGCUGGCUGCAGAAGUGGACGAAUCUCUUGUCUUCAUGGAGGCCGAGGUACUUUUUCGUGUACGCGGGUUUCUUCAAAUACAGCACCACGAAGACCUCCCCACCCAAAGAGAUGUUUCUCUUAAACCAGUGUCGCGUUCGCCUGUGCCCCCACGACCCCGUGCGCUUUGAGGUGGACGUGAUAGAUCAGCAGACGCUUUACCUGCGGGCGGAGAGUCAAGAGGAGAAGCAAAUGUGGUACGCUGCCUUCAAGCAGGGCCAACGAGCAGCACUGAGCGGCGCCCACAGGGCAGGCCGUCCGGCAGCAGCAGCGGGAGGACCUCAAAGAGACAGACACCAGCAGCAGCAGCCGCAGCAGCAGCAGCAGCGGAGGAAACCGGCCGGAGAAGCUCCAGCUACGUCGGGACCAUCCGCAGCCCCAAGUGGCGGCAGCAGCAGCAGCAGCAGCAGCAAGAGGCCGGAGGGGCAACAGCAGCGUCCACGGCAUGAGCAGUCCAGCAGCAGCAGACCGGCGGGCAGCAGCAGCAGCAGCAACAGCAGCGGCGGCGGCUGGCGGACCAGGGGGUUCACACCCAGCAUCUGGCAGCAGCAGCAGCAGCAGCGCCUUGAGCGGGUUGGCAGGGGUCGUUGCUUCAAGCGCUGCUGCUGCUGCAGCAAGAGGCCGGAGGGGCAACAGCAGCGUCCACGGCAUGAGCAGUCCAGUGCAGCAGCAGACCGGCGGGCAGCAGCAGCAGCAGCAACAGCAGCGGCGGCGGCUGGCGGACCAGGGGGUCCACACCCAGCAUCUGGCAGCAGCAGCAGCAGCAGCAGCGCCUUGAGCGGGUUGGCAGGGGUCGUUGCUUCAAGCGCUGCUGCUGCUGCUGCUUACGCCACCAGCCGCCUUCGCUCCCUCUCUGCUGCUGCAGUGCAGCCGCCGCCACCGCCACCACCUGCACUACCACCACCUCCACCGCCUCCACCCCAGCAGCAGCAGCAGCAACCGCAGCAACAACAGCAGAAGCAACGGCAGCAGCUGCAGCAGCAACCGCAGCAACAGCCGCAGCAGGAGUCGGGAGGCAUCCGCAGCAGGAGCGAUGGAGGUUCUGCAGCAGAAGCUGACGUGGCUGCUGCUGCUGCAUUUCCCGGGGCUCCGCCGGACGCAGCAGCUCUGAGCAGCAGCAGCAGCAGCAACAGUAACAGCAGUCCCCUCCUGGGCGCGCAGCUGCUGCAGACGGAUGGCAGCAGCGAGACGCUGCUCGAUAACACAGCAGCUCUGAGCAGCAGCAGCAGCAGCAACAGCAACAGCAGUCCCCUCCUGGGCGCGCAGCUGCUGCAGACGGAUGGCAGCAGCGAGACGCUGCUCGAUAACACCGGAGCUGAGGGGCCGUUAGACGCGUGCUCGAAGAUGCUGACCCUGCAAGCCGAUGUUUUGAAAUCUGUCGCUCAACUCGCCCAGACAAGCCCCGGAGAGGGAGGCAACUUGCGGUCGCAGGUGGUGCUGCUGCUGCAGCGAGUAGAUGAGCUGCAGCAGUUGCUGCAGCAGCUGCUGCAGCAGUGGGAGCGGCUCCUGAGCGAAGAGUAUACGCAGCGUCGGCAGCUGGAGAAGUCCGUGCGCUCCUUGGCAAAGCGAAAUUACAAACUCGAUAAGCUCCCCGAAGAUGACACAGGAGAGUCCGCAGGGUUUGCUGCUCCACAGCAGCAGCAGCAACAGCAAGACCAGCAGCAGGCGGAGUCGCGUGAGAGCUCUUCGGGGGCAUCACAAGCAACGACAAGCAGCAGCAGCAGCAGCAGCGACAUUAAUAACUUCGUUGGGCCCCCAUUCUCUCCUGCAGCAAACGCAGCAGCAACUCUCGCUGCUGCUGCGCCUCAUAUUGGCGGAGCGACCCCAGACCAGCGACUGGCGCUGCCGAAGCCACGAACGGAGUUUAAAGUGAACCUGUGGUCUGUGCUGAAAGACUGCAUCGGCCGCGAUUUGAGCCGCAUUGCGAUGCCCGUAUAUUUCAACGAGCCGACGAGUUUCCUACAGAGACAAUGCGAGGACCUGCAGUACUGCGAGCUCCUUAACCUGGUAGAACUAGGGGUUUGUGCGUGGCAGUCCUCCCGGUUCCCGCGGAGUGUCGACCGGCUUCUGGGUUUGACCGUCUACGCGCUGUCUCCCUACGCAUCUGCUGUUGGCAGGACUUACAAACCCUUCAACCCGCUCUUGGGGGAGACCUUCGAGCUCAUACACAAGGGUUUUCGCUUUCUGUCCGAGCAGGUAAACCUUGACCUCCACGCAUUCGCUGUUGCUGUUGCUGAUCGUGCUAGUGGUGCUGUUGCUCUUGCUGCUGCAGCAGUUGCAGUCUUUGCAGCAGUAGCCGUAGCCUACGCAGCAUUAGGAGUAGCAGUAGCGGCAGCAGUAUCUCCAGCAGGAGGAGCAGCAGCACAAUCAGCAGCAGUGGCGCCAGCAGCAGCGGCAGCAGCUGCUCCACCACGAGCAGCAACAGCAUUAGCAGCAGUAGCAGCAGCAGCAGCAGCAGCUGUGUUUGUUCAGGUUGGUCACCACCCCCCCAUCACUGCGACUUACAAACCCUUCAACCCGCUCUUGGGGGAGACCUUCGAGCUCAUACACAAGGGUUUUCGCUUUCUGUCGGAGCAGGUAAACCUUGACCUCCACGCAUUCGCUGCUGCUGCUGCUGACCGUGCUACUGGUGCUGCUGCUCUUGUUGCUGCAGCAGUUGCAGUCUCUGCAGCAGUAGCCGUCGCCUACGCAGCAUUAGGAGUAGCAGUAGCGGCAGCAGUAUCUCCAGCACGAGGAGAAACAGCAGAGUCAGCAGCAGUGGCGCCAGCAGCUUCUGCUGACCGUGCUACUGUAGCAGUAGCGGCAGCAGUAUCUCCAGCACGAGGAGAAACAGCAGAGUCAGCAGCAGUGGCGCCAGCAGCAGCGGCAGCAGUUGCUCCACCACGAGCAGCAACAGCAUUAGCAGCAGUAGCAGCAGCAGCAGCAGCAGCAGCUGUGUUUGUUCAGGUUGGCCACCACCCCCCCAUCACUGCGUACGUGGCGACUGCCUCGGAGUUCUCCUGCGAGGGUUGGGUGACAGUGCGGAAUCGGUUCUCGGGGAAGUCUCUUGAGGUGACGAUGCCGGGCAUAGCGCGAGUGACCCUCAAUCGGACCGGGGAGCGGUUUUCUUACAAGCGGACGAAAAUGCUAAUUCACAACGUCAUUUGGGGCAAGCUGUGGAUUGAAGUGCUAGACAAGACCUGCCACCAUCUUCGGGCGAUUGUUUUUGAAGCCUCUGGGCGGCCCGUGUACCGCCUCUCCGGGCAGUGGUCCAGCGCUCUGUACGUCGAGGAGGCGCCCCCAUUCCCCCCCCACAAAAAGUGGAAAGUUCCGCGUCAGGUAGAGGAGUACCGACGAAGCGAAACUGGUCCCCCAGCGGACAGCCCUGACAAUCAGCUCGACGCUGUGAUUGGCCAGUACUGGGAGUCAAUCGCCUGGGUCGAGUCGUCGAGGCGCCUCAUUUGGCGGCCUACAGCGCGGCCCCCCAACGCUGAUCAGUUCUACGGCUUCGGGUGA